This is a messenger RNA of Sesamum indicum (sesame), 1890 nucleotides long. It is a transcript of the gene SWA1, whose product is annotated as transducin family protein / WD-40 repeat family protein. Gene Ontology annotation, molecular function: protein binding. Gene Ontology annotation, biological process: positive regulation of transcription by RNA polymerase I; rRNA processing. Gene Ontology annotation, cellular component: nucleolus. Lineage: Eukaryota; Viridiplantae; Streptophyta; Magnoliopsida; Lamiales; Pedaliaceae. The record is from RefSeq and is a predicted model, not a curated record.
UGAAAUUAUUUUUUCUCCAACACACACAUUGGAAACAACUCUCUCUGUAGUUCUUCCCCAACUCUCCAACCAUAAGAUCUGAACCGCCCCUUCAACAAUGGCGGAAACGUUUCCCGUUAAACCAAAACUCCGACCCACUUCCGGUAAAUCCACCCCCACCGCAGAAUCUAAGUACUGGAAGUCAUUCAAAAUCCCUAAAGACAUCGAAACCACACCAUCAAAAUCUCUGAAUUACCCCAUUACUUCACUGUCCUUCUCCCCCGUAGCUCCCCACGAUUUUGCUGCCACUCAUUCCGCAAGCUUCACCGUAUUUUCCGGCAAAACCCUCGAGCCUAAAUUCACUGUUAACGAUUUUUCGGACGCCGCCGCCUCCUCAUCUUUCCGCUGCGACGGAAAACUCCUGGCGGCUGGGGAUUUAACUGGUACUGUACACGUGUUCGAUGCAAAGUCUCGCAACCAUCUCCGCCGUUUAAAGGGUCACUCGGCCGCAGCGCGCGUUGUCUGUUACCCGCGCGCAGCCGAUAAGUUCCACCUCUUCUCUGGUGGCGAUGACUCUGUUGUUAAGUAUUGGGACGUUGCGGCUGAGAAGUGUGUUUUGAAUCUUCUGGGGCACAAGGAUUAUGUGCGAUGUGGUGAUGCUUCCCCAGUGAGCGAUGAUAUGUUUGUUUCGGGUUCUUAUGAUCAUAAGGUGAGGGUUUGGGAUGUCAGGGUGUCGAGUGCUGUUUCUGUCGCCGAAUUAAAUCAUGAAAAACCGGUGGAGAGUGUGAUUUAUUUGCCAUCUGGGGGUUUGAUCGCCACCGCUGGUGGUAAUUUUGUGAAAAUAUGGGAUGUAAUUGGAGGUGGAAAGUUGUUGUACUCUAUGGAGAGUCACAAUAAGACAGUGACGGCUCUUUGUAUGGGCAAGGUUGGGAGAGUUGGUGGAGAUGAAGCUGAGCAGAACAGGAUUUUAAGUGUUUCUCUGGAUGGGUAUAUGAAGGUUUUUGAUUAUGCAAAGUUCAAAAUCACUUAUUCCAUGAGGUUUCCGCAUCCUCUUUUGUCGGUUGGCUUUUCACCCGAUUCUUUGACAAGAGUAAUAGGGACUUCGAAAGGGAUUCUGUAUAUUGGGAGAAGGAAAGGUAAGGUGGAGAGUGCGGAUUUGGGGGAUCCAGUAGCGUUGGGAGCUGUGGAGGAUGAGCCUCAGAGAAGAGUUUUAAGGCCUUCUUAUUUUAGGUACUUCCAUCGAGGGCAAAACGCUAAGCCUGCAGAAGGAGAUUACUUGAUUAAGAGGCCAAAGAAAGUCAAGUUGGCAGAGUAUGAUAAAUUAUUGAAGAAGUUUAGGCAUAAGGAGUCAUUGGUGGCUGUUUUGAAUGGGAAAAAUCCAGAGAACGUGGUGGCUGUUAUCGAGGAGUUAAUAUUGCGGAAGAAGUUGCUGAAAUGUGUAACCAAUUUGGACGCAGAGGAGCUUGGAUUGUUACUAGGCUUUCUUCAGAAGUACUCAACAAUGCCGAGGUAUGCAGGAUUGCUGACGAGGUUGGUUAAUAAGGUUGUUGAAUUGCGGGCUGAAGACAUAAGAUCUUCAGAUCAAUUAAGAGGUCAUAUUAGAAAUCUAAAGCGGGAUGUUGAAGAGGAGAUCAGAAUACAGCAGUCACUGCUAGAAAUUCAGGGUAUAAUAUCUCCAAUGCUGAGGAUUGCUGCUAGAAGAUGAAAACAGCGAGUUCCAUAUUGCGUAUGUGGUAGUUGUCUUCGGUAAUGAUUUGAAUUUUGUCGGUUAUGUUAUCUUAAAUCUGUACUAUUUUCUUCUCUGUUGUUCUGAUGCUAUAUUACGAUCCAUCCACCGGAAUUUUGUUCGAUCCUCAAUUGUGAAACAAUUGCACUAGUCGGUUUCUAUUAUUCAUUUGCAUUUACUUUUCA